Molecule: messenger RNA, 1444 nt
Organism: Cajanus cajan (pigeon pea)
Lineage: Eukaryota; Viridiplantae; Streptophyta; Magnoliopsida; Fabales; Fabaceae
Product: TATA-box-binding protein
Biological process (GO): DNA-templated transcription initiation
Molecular function (GO): DNA binding
Source: RefSeq, a predicted model, not a curated record
CUCUGCAUCGAAUUCUCUGGACUACAAAAGCGCACACACUCUCUCUCUCUCUCUCUCUUCGUAUCAAAACCCAUCCAUUACAUACAAAUCCCAAAUUCUCAAUCUUCCUCUCCUAUAAAACAACCCUUCUUUCGAAUCCUUCGCGCCCCUUCCACUCCCCUCACUCUCUUUUCCCUCUCUCGUUCGCAGAUCCCAACCCUAAUUCCUCUCUCCAAACUCCGAUUUCUACCCCGAAAUCUCUUACACCAACCCCCAAUUCGCCUUUUCUAGGGAUUCCUUUGCUUCUCGGAAAAUCUUGUUAAACUGUUUUGGGGUUUCAAAGUCCUAUAAAACAACCUUCUUUCGAAUCCUUCGGGUUCCCUUCACUCUUUUCCCUAUCCGAUUCGCAGAUCCCAACCCUAAUUCUUCUCUCCAAGCUCUGUGAUUAGGGUUUGAUGGCUGACCAAGGAUUGGAAGGGAGCCAGCCUGUGGAUGUACAGAAGCACCCUUCUGGGAUCGUGCCUACCCUCCAAAAUAUUGUGUCCACUGUCAAUUUGGACUGUAAGUUGGACCUCAAAACAAUUGCACUUCAAGCUCGUAAUGCGGAGUACAAUCCCAAGCGUUUUGCUGCUGUUAUUAUGAGGAUAAGAGAGCCCAAAACAACUGCACUUAUUUUUGCUUCUGGCAAGAUGGUUUGUACUGGAGCUAAGAGUGAGCAGCAGUCUAAAUUGGCAGCAAGGAAGUAUGCUCGUAUUAUCCAAAAGCUUGGCUUCCCAGCAAAAUUUAAGGAUUUCAAAAUUCAGAACAUUGUUGGCUCUUGUGAUGUCAAGUUCCCUAUACGGCUGGAGGGUCUUGCGUAUUCCCAUGGUGCUUUCUCAAGUUAUGAACCGGAGCUGUUUCCAGGCCUAAUCUACCGUAUGAAGCAACCUAAAAUAGUCUUGCUUAUAUUUGUUUCUGGAAAAAUUGUUCUAACGGGAGCUAAGGUGAGAGAUGAGACUUAUACUGCCUUUGAGAACAUAUACCCUGUGCUUACUGAGUUCAGGAAAAACCAACAAUGAUUGUUAUGAAGAGCAGGAGCAGUGUUCUGGAAAAGAAGUUCGUGGAACUGUAAAUAUUAAGACCAAGGAGAUAUCUAGAUUGAUAUAAAUUAAAGACAGCCGUUUGUGUUGCCUUGGUUUUGUUUUUGAUUGGUCUUGAUGUAGUAAAGUGGACGACAUUGUUCUAUUGAUUUGACAUAUUAAAAAGGGAUUUUGAAGAAUCAGAAAUGGGAAAAAAAAAAGUGGGGAGCUUAGUGGAAAAAUAACACAUUAAGUUCUGAGUCUGACAGUUGGGAAUAUUUAGUUUUAUACUGUUUUCAUGUGCUAGUUACAUAAACAUUUUGCUGAUUCUAUCAAUUAACCGCAGUGUGGACAGACUAAUUGAAUUUUGAUCGUCAAAUCAAAGCUUUGAGCUGCUAAAUUUAUCA